Molecule: messenger RNA, 1523 nt
Organism: Sinocyclocheilus grahami
Lineage: Eukaryota; Metazoa; Chordata; Actinopteri; Cypriniformes; Cyprinidae
Product: mastermind-like protein 1
Exons: 3
Coding region: 27-1523 (498 amino acids)
Biological process (GO): positive regulation of transcription of Notch receptor target
Cellular component (GO): nucleoplasm
Molecular function (GO): transcription coactivator activity
Source: RefSeq, a predicted model, not a curated record
AUGGUACAGUGCCUCCUCGCUCACCUAUGGACUCCAAACAUAACGUGAGUACCGAUGCCAUGAUGGCCAAUGGGAACCACAGAGCGGUUGGUGCGGAGCACAAUGGGAUGGGUCUAACUGAUAGCGCUGCAUCACAUGGCACGGAGUCUGAUUUUCGCCUGAAAGAAAUGAAGCAGGAGCCGGUGGACGAUAUCUUGCCCUGCAUACUGCCUGGGGGAGGUGGGAAUGGAAACCACAACCUCUUCCCUGACCUCAACCUCAACGAUCAGGACUGGAGUGAGAUUAUGGAGGAGUUCAACCGCUCCGUACCCUACGAGGAAAUCCAGGAGCUCUUCAGUGACAGUUUUGGAGAUCGCAAGGACCCGGAGCUCUCGUCUGCCGGUGCAGCUCAGAGCUUAAUGCCGCCAGAUCUGGUCAGCGUGAAGACUGAAUUUUCCCCCACUAUGGCUCCCUCCGCCUUUGAUCAGGACUCUUGCAACGGUUCACCUCAGUUGAGACCCACCUCGUCUGGGCCUCCGCUUCACACCAACUCCCCCGCAACGGCUCCGGCCACGUCGCCGGCCCUGCCUGUGCAGCAGCAUCCACAACAGCCGCCCAUUCAGCCCAGCAGAACACAUCCAAAUCACCUGCUGCCCGUCCCACCCAAAGACCUGUCCCCCGCGCAGCAACUGCAGCAGUUAGCAGUUCGUGAGCAGCAGAGGGCGAUAUUACAAAGCCAGCUGCAGCACGUGGUUCAGAAGCCGCCACAGCAAAAAUCGCAGCAACAGCAAGCAGCGAAAUUCCACCAGCAGCCCAAUCACUCGACGUCUUGGCCCCAAAAUGCUCCCACCCAAAGUCAAAUGGGCGGAACCUUUGGCCUUGAGAAGUCCACCAGCCCUUCUUUGUACCCGCAAGACUUCCCCAACCCCAAGACCCUGCUCAUGCCUAACAAGGGUUCUCCCAAAGCAGGCGCUCCAGCCGGGUACAUGCAGCCCGGUGGGCACGCCAACAUGUUAAGUCACCCAGUCGCACCCACGGGGCCCCUCAGCCACCCACCCAACCCAGGUGCCCAGGUGGCCAUGUUGAACUACAGUAACACUAAACCCCUGUCCCAUUAUGAGGCUGGAGCACCGGGUGCACCCAGGGGCCCUCCGGCCACACAGAACCAGAACAAACAGAGCCAGGCCAUCCUGAACCUGAUGCGACAACAGCAGAUGCAGAAGCAGAGGCCGGCCAGCAUGAACUUCAGACCAGUACACCACCAGCAUGCUCCGGAUUCGGGGUCCUAUCCCUCCACAGCUCAUGUUCCUGGCCAGGGCAACAGCAUGACACCACAGCAGAGCAGCAACAGCAUCCCGGCUAACCAUGGUAGUGCGGCCUACAUGAAGCAGCAGCAGAUGCAGUUGAUGAGUCAGCAGAAGCAGUUCCUCCAGAGGCAGAUGAUGGCCGAGCAGGAGAAGCAGCGGCAGCAGCAGGAACAGCAGCUGCAGAGGCAUGCAGCAGCUGGCCCGUAUGCCCAACAGCAUGCCCAACGCCAUGACUAA